Messenger RNA from Anolis carolinensis (green anole), 5411 nucleotides. It is a transcript of the gene numbl, whose product is annotated as NUMB like endocytic adaptor protein. Lineage: Eukaryota; Metazoa; Chordata; Lepidosauria; Squamata; Anolidae. Gene Ontology annotation, cellular component: cytoplasm. The record is from RefSeq and is a predicted model, not a curated record. The transcript has 9 exons. Gene Ontology annotation, biological process: positive regulation of neurogenesis. Bases 209 to 1888 code for a protein of 559 amino acids.
GGCUAAGGCGGUGGAAGGAAAAAAAGAGUCAGCAAGAGGAGCAGCAGGAAAGGCAGCAGGAGCAGCAGCCUCGCCAGCAAAGACGGGGAGCCCGGGGAGGGGAUUGGGGCCUUUGGGGCUUCCAGAGGUGGAUGCUGCCCAGCCAAGAAGAGGAGGAGGAGGAGGAGGAAGAGGCGCCCCGCUGGAAACGGGCCCACAGGGCGCAGCAAUGAACAAGCUGCGGCAGAGCCUGAGACGCAAGAAGCCGGCCUACGUCCCGGAAGCGAGUCGACCCCACCAGUGGCAAGCGGACGAAGAGGCCGUGCGCAAAGGACGCUGCAGCUUCCCUGUGCGGUAUCUUGGCCAUGCAGAAGUGGAGGAGUCUCGGGGGAUGCACGUUUGUGAAGAAGCUGUGAAGAAGUUGAAAGCGAGUGGUCGCAAAUCUGUAAAGUCCGUGCUUUGGGUCUCAGCCGAUGGGCUACGGGUUGUGGACGACAAAACCAAGGAUCUGAUUGUGGACCAAACUAUUGAGAAGGUGUCCUUCUGUGCUCCGGAUCGCAACUUCGACAAGGCCUUUUCCUACAUCUGCCGCGAUGGCACCACCCGUCGUUGGAUCUGCCACUGCUUCCUCGCAUUGAAAGACUCGGGAGAGCGCUUGAGUCACGCCGUGGGUUGCGCCUUUGCCGCCUGUCUGGAGCGCAAGCAGAAACGGGAGAAGGAGUGCGGCGUGACGGCCUCUUUCGAUGCCACGCGCACCAGCUUCGCACGAGAAGGAUCCUUCCGCCUGACGGGCCCCGCUGCAACACGGCCCUCGGGGGCCCGUCCUCCACAGGACAGGAAAAAAGUAGCUGAAGCAGUGGCGGUGCCUGCCGCUCCUCCGCCGGCCCCUGCCCAGCCGGCCAGCGCCUCUCCUCCCCAAGGGGCCACGUCUCCAGAAGAGAAGGCCGAAGUCGGGGGCGCCCACGCCAUCCCUCGUCGCCAUGCCCCCUUGGAGCAGCUGGUGCGGCAGGGCUCUUUCCGGGGCUUCCCCACCUUGAGCCAGAAGAACUCCCCCUUCAAGAGGCAGCUCUCUUUGCGGCUGAACGAACUGCCCUCUACUUUGCAGCGCAAGGGCCAAGCUGGCGAUGCAGUAAUAGAACUUGAAUCCACACCCAAUGGAGAUUCUGAUGGCAUCACUGCCCUCUGCAGCCAGAUCGACGCCUCUCUCACUCAGCCGGCUGGUGAGCCCCCCAGCAGUGCUGGACCUCUCAGUGGCCCUCUUGCCCACCCCACUGCCACAGUGCCCACGGAAGGGGGAGGCACAGCCCCCUCCACGUGGACCACCAAUUCCGCCGGAGCUUCCGUAACGCCUCUGUUCCAACCCGGACACAAGCGGACGCCAUCGGAAGCCGAACGUUGGCUGGAGGAAGUUGCCAAAGCCGCCAAAGCCCAACAGCAGGUGGCAGUGGCAAUGCCAACCUUCCCUUUAAGCUAUGAUGCUGCCACUGCCGCCUGCCCGGCGGUGGGGAUGUUUAUCCCUCCUCACAUGCCACCGGCCUACGUGCCCAUGGGUGCCGCCUACCCGCCGGCAGUGCCAUACGCCGCCGUGCCCAGCGUGCCCGUGGUGGGCAUCACUCCCUCCCAGAUGGUGGCCAACGCCUUCUGCUCGGCCACGCAGGCGCCAGCUGCAAACCUGGGGGCCAAGGCCAGCCCUUUCCCUCAGAACCUGCUGGGCCCCACCAUGCGGCCCAAAGCCAAUGGCAGUGCCUGGCCCCCCGAGCAGACCCAGGCGGCGCCCCCUGCCCCACGCCGCAACCCCCCCGACCCCUUUGAAGAGCAGUGGGCGGCUUUGGAGUCCAACAAGGCCCCUUCCGCUGUCCCAAACCCCUUCUCCGGUGACCGGCAGAAAACCUUUGAAAUAGAACUGUGACCGAAGUGUCUCUCUCUCUCUCUCUCUCUCUCUCUCUCUAGAGACUGGACAAUUUAGCUACCCUCCCCAUAUCUCACCCCGUAUGAUGUCUUCCCUCAUAGAGUCGACUCCGUGGCUCAUCAGAGCCAAACACAGAUGUACACCAUACUGUGCCCCCCCUUCCACACUUUGUUUGGACAGUCCAAGUAUCAACUUUAUCAUUACUUCCCCUCUAUCGAAAAAGAAUUAAUGGGGGUUUUGGAUGGAGGGAGGCUACCUUAGCUAAGUACGCAGAGGUUUGUGGUGGUUAAGAGAAGGUGAGCAAGGUGGGAUGGGUGAGGGAAGAGCGUGCAGGAGGGAACAGUUAGUAUAUGGACUCUUAUUACAAGGAUUGUCUCCUUGGAUAGCUUCCAGAACAGGAUUUCCCCUUUAAACGGAGGGAAAUAUUUCUCUCUCUUCACUCCUUUUGGUUUGCUGGGAGUGGGCAUACUCACGGCAUUGCAGCAUUAUGGAUUUCUCUCAUCCCUAUACCUUCAAGACAUCCUGCAUGGAGGUGCCAGCUGGUCUGGUACCAAAUCUGUCUGCUCCCUUAAUUGUGUUUCUUUGUCCCUCUCAAGUUUUCUCUGAGUGACCAAAAUAUUUUCUUUUUCUUUCCCUCUUUUUUGCCAAUUUGCAAAUCAGAUUGCAUUUGAUUAGGAUGCUAGUAAAAGCCCCAAAGGCAACAGAUGUGGUCUGACCUUGGAAGCUAAGCAGGGUCAGGCCUGGUUAGCACUUGAAAUGGGGGGUAUAGGCUAUAUUUCAGAAGACAGAACGUGCAAAACCAACUCUGACUAUUCCUUGCCUAUGAAAUAUAUGGGGUUGCCAUAAAUCCUAUAAUCUGAGGCUGUUCCUAUGGUAAAAGGGCAGCGUUUUGAAUGUGUGAAAGCCCUGUGACUUAGCCAUACAUGCACAGGACCACCACCUCCCCAUGGCCAAAUAAAGCAAGAUGUUUUCGCUCAAAGAAUCCACAUGAUACCAAAUCUUCCCUCUUGGGUCUAACAACCAACAUAACAGCCUCGCUGGGGGAUCUCACCAGGAGAAACGCAUGGCAGUGAAAUUCAAGUUUUCACUCUCUUUUCCCUCUUUUCCCUUCCCAAGAAGAGGGUUUACUUGGUGCAAUGGUUAGAGCCAAAGCAACUAAUUCUUUGGCUUCUUUGGAGGUGGGAUGAGAAAACAAUCUAAACGUUUUCCCUAAUGUUCUGGAUGUCGCCAGAUUUCAAUGCUCAAUUUGUGCCCCAUCAACCGUGCUUUUGAUAGUGGCCACUGGAAAGAAAUCUGUAGGGUGAGGCAGGUUUUGGUUAAAACUGUUGAUUGGGGAAGGCUUAUGGAAGUUACCAAUGCCUCUCUUAUACCCCCUUCCUACAUUUGAAUGUUCUUGGAAGAGACAGAUAAUGUCCUACCUAUAAACUGAGGUGCUGUUUUAUCAGUAAAUGAACCACUGGCUCAAUAUCUAAUACGAGAAAUUGAAAAUCUCAGCAUUUUAUUGUGCCCAAUUUCCAAAGGUAGUCCAAAUGAGAGCUCUAGGAAAAGGCAGUACUGUACCAAGAGUGUGUAUAUUGCUUGAGGGGUGGAAAGAGGGGACAAGAAUAAUUGCAUGGGGCAACUCUGGUUUCGGGAUGGGUGGGCGGGGAGAGGGGCAAACCAGCCUCCUCUCGAUGGAGCUGUUGGACUGCAGGCUCAGUUCCAAAAAUCUGGCACUGUUGCUGUGCUGUGGCUGGUAGAGGGGCAGCAUUUUGAAUGUGCAAAUGCCCUGUGAGUGUCAAAGGGAGCACCCAGCCAAGUUGACAUUGGUUUUGUCCUCCCUCUAGGCAAACACCUUGCGAUGUGGAGGACAAAGAGGAGAGGUGAACCGUCUCUGGGUGUAUUUUAAACUACACAGUUAUAACUGUUUGAUAACACUUUAGCUUGCUUUGGCUUUAUCCUGUGGAAUCCUGGGAUCUGUAGUUUGAUAGUGGUGGCUGAUAAUUCUGUACUUGACAGUUCUGAGGUGAUAUUCCACUGAGCUACAGUUUCUGAGAAAAUUCAAUGUGCUACCGUAAAGUGGCAUAUUAUACUAGUUUAUUACACACAGGUUCUGUUAUAUAUAAAGACUCUUGGUGGAUGAAGGCAAGGGGAGCAGGGGGCCAAGUUGCCUGCACUGAGCUCCCAAAAGCAGCCCCCCUCCCUGGGUAUCAAAUCUGGUAGGAAGUCCAUCUAUGUGGAUCUCUUUUCUUUACUGAGAGAGAAGUGACAAAAGCUUAGCUGUGCUUCUUUCAGCAGAUGAUAGGAGGUGAGCUCUUUUCUUGCCAAAGAAGUGAUGGAAGUCUGACUGCAUUUCUUUCAGCAGAUGAAGGAGAUAAACUCUCUUCUUGAUUAAGAGAAAUGAUGGAAGUCUUGACUAUGCUUCUCUCGGUGGAGGAAGGAGAUGAGCUCUUUUCUGAGCAGAGAAUAGUAAUGGAAGCCUGGCUUCACUUCUCUGAACAGAGGAAGAAGGCAAGCUCUUUUCUCAGCAGAGAGAAGCAGUGGAAGCCUGGCUUCACUUUUCUGAACAGAGGAAGGAGAUUAGCUCUUUUCUCAGCAGAGAAGGGAAGCCUGGCUUCACUUUUCUGAACAGAGGAAGAAGGUGAGCUCUUUUCUCAGCAGAGAGAAGUGUAUGGCUUCACGCAAUGGUGCUUUUCACUAUCUUGUCACUAGAGGAGAGGGACUGCCUUUUGGAGCUCAGUAUGCCCAACUUUCACCUUUACGUGAGUUUGGUUACUCUCCCUUUCACAAGGCAGAAGAUGAAUGAGAGGUGAGUGUAAAUGCUUUCAUUGGUGUGCUGCUAGUUAAAGUCCAGGGUUUAGAUCCUUACUUGACCAUGGACAAGUUUUAGUCUGUGGCAAAUUCCUCUGAACAAAUCCUGCUAAAAAUGACUUGAAGGCACACAACAUUUUUUUUUGGUCAGGAGCAACUUGAGAAACUGUAAGUUGCUUCUGAUGUGAGAGAAUUGGCUGUCUGCAAGGACGUUGCCCAGGGGACGCCAGGAUGUUUGAUGUUUGACCAUCCUUGUGGGAGGCUUCUGUCAUGUCCCCGCAUGGGGAGCUGGAGCUGACAGAGGAAGCUCACCUGCUCUCCCUGGAUUUGAACUGCCAACCUGUUGGUCAGCAGUCCUGCUGCACAAGAGUUUAACCCAUUGCACCAUGGGCCACACAACAACAACGAUGAGCUAGUAAGGAUUUGGGGACCUAAAGUUCCAAAAAUCUAGAGGAGCAACUGCAGCAUUAGAGCCAUCUAGCAAAGAAUUCACCAAACUGCAAAUCCCAGGAUUCUCUUGGAUGGAGCCCUAACCCUGAAAGUGAUAUUGAAUGGCAAUAAUUGCAGCAUGGAUGUACUCGCCCUUGCCCACCCACACUGCCUGGAUCUGAAAAUAGAAAGGGUGUGAGGGGGAGGUAUUUUAUAUCUUAUUUCCAAAUGUUUUGUAUCAAAGAAUCCCACAUAUUUGUAUUAUAUAAUAAAUAACAAAUAAAGCCAGUAAUAUAAUAACCCA